Messenger RNA from Fusarium musae, 894 nucleotides. RefSeq lists its product as uncharacterized. Gene Ontology annotation, molecular function: heme binding; iron ion binding; oxidoreductase activity, acting on paired donors, with incorporation or reduction of molecular oxygen. The coding region runs from base 1 to 894 and encodes 297 amino acids. The record is from RefSeq and is a predicted model, not a curated record. Lineage: Eukaryota; Fungi; Ascomycota; Sordariomycetes; Hypocreales; Nectriaceae. The transcript has a single exon.
AUGCUCUUCACCAUGCGAGAUCCUCGUAUCCACUCUGAGCGCAAACGCAUCAUUGGGAGAGGCUUCGCAUCGAUAAAGGAAGAGCAAGAAGUGAAGAUUCAACGGCUGGCUAGCCAGGCGGUAGUGAACAUCAAGAACGAGGCCGAGAAUGGGCAGGCCGAUGUCUACAAAUGGUGGCGCUGUCUGGCUGUUGAUGUCGUCAGCGAAAUGUCUUUCGGCAAAUCAUUCAACUUGUUGCAUUCGGGAGGGAAAGGCCUGCCACUCUAUACAGCUUUGAGCAACGCUGGUCCUUGUGUUGUUUUCCAAGCAGUACUCCCCCGAGGGCUCAUAUCUCUAUUCAAGUGGUCUCCUGUUACCUGGCUGAGAGAUGUCGGCCAAGUCAGUGAGACCAUCUUCAAUCGAGUAACAGCAGCCCUUGGAGAACUGCGAGCUUCAUCAAAUUGCGGCCCCAGCAUUGCCCGUCACUUGUUGAGUAAAGAGGUGAAGGGCAAGACAUCUAGCUUGAACGACGAUGAGUUGAGCUCUGAGAUUGGCAUGCUUCUUGUUGCGGGCUCGGAUAGUACGGCAGCUACUUUGACAUAUGCAACAUGGGAGAUCGUUAGAGAUCCUCAACUCCGGAGACAGAUCGAGGAGGAGGUGGGCAGCUUGCCUGUGAAUUUCACUGCCAAGGAUGUUGAUAUUCUACCCCUCUUGAAUAGUGUCUUGGAAGAGGUUCUUAGGAUGUAUAAUCCAGCAGGAGCACUAGUAGAGAGACUCGUACCUCCGAGUGGGAUAUCUGUUCAUGACUGGGACAUCCCUGGAGGUAUAAUGGUCUACACUACUGGAUGGCUCGUUUCCCGCCUUGAAGAUGUCUUUCCAGAGCCGGAUAGGUAUGUGACUUUUCCCAAGUUUUGA